This is a messenger RNA of Fukomys damarensis (Damara mole-rat), 996 nucleotides long. Its product is annotated as olfactory receptor 7G1. The coding region runs from base 16 to 996 and encodes 326 amino acids. The record is from RefSeq and is a predicted model, not a curated record. Gene Ontology annotation, cellular component: membrane. The transcript has a single exon. Gene Ontology annotation, molecular function: G protein-coupled receptor activity; olfactory receptor activity. Gene Ontology annotation, biological process: G protein-coupled receptor signaling pathway. Lineage: Eukaryota; Metazoa; Chordata; Mammalia; Rodentia; Bathyergidae.
AGAUUCAUCAGGAACAUGCAUGAGGUAAAUCAAACAGCUGUCUUAGAAUUUUUUCUCCUAGGACUGACAGAUGAUCCUGAACUGCUGUUCCUCACCUUCUACCUUUUCCUGUCCAUGUACCUGGUAGCUGUGAUCGGGAAUCUGCUCAUCAUCCUAGCCGUCAGCUCUGACUCCCACCUCCACACCCCCAUGUACUUCUUCCUCUCUAACCUAUCCUUUAAUGACAUCUGUUUGAUCACAUGCACUGUCCCAAAGAUGCUGGUGAACAUCGGAGCACAGGAUCAGAGCAUCUCCUACACAGGCUGCCUCUCCCAGGUCUGCUCUGUCUUAGCUUUUGGUAGUUUAGAAAGUUGUCUCCUUGCAGUGAUGGCUUAUGACCGCUAUGUGGCCAUUUGUCACCCUCUCAGGUACACAGUAAUCAUGAACCCUCAGUUCUGUGUCCUGCUGGUUUUACUCUCCCUGUUUAUUAGCACUCUUCAUGCCCUGCUUCAUACUCUGAUGGCGCUGCACCUGUCCUUUUGUACAGACCUGGAAAUCCCACACUUCUUCUGUGAGCUUGCUCAGGUCAUCAAGCUCGCCUGUUCUGAUAGCCUCCUCAAUAGCAUCCUAGUAUAUUUGGUGGGUGGCCUUGUGGGUGGUAUUCCUCUCUCAGGAAUCAUUAUCUCUUAUAUUCACAUUGUGUUCUCUGUCUUGAGAAUGUCAUCAAGAGGAAAGUAUAAAGCCUUUUCCUCUUGUGGGUCUCAUCUCUGUGUUGUUUCAUUGUUCUAUGGGACAGGUUUUGGGGUCUACAUCAGCUCUGUGGUUACAGAUUCACCUAGGAAGGUCGCAGUGGCUUCGGUAAUGUAUUCUGUGGCCACUCAGAUGCUGAACCCUUUUAUCUACACUCUCAGGAACAGGAACAUGAAAAAAGCGUUGAGGAGGCUCAAUUAUAUGUUACAUUCUUUUCUGUCAUGUAUCGUUGUUUUGCAUUCAGGUUUCCAGAACAAGUCAAAAUAA